Molecule: messenger RNA, 1082 nt
Organism: Camellia sinensis
Lineage: Eukaryota; Viridiplantae; Streptophyta; Magnoliopsida; Ericales; Theaceae
Source: RefSeq, a predicted model, not a curated record
AUGUGGAAGCCAAUCAACAAGAUCAAGAUCAAGAUCAAGAAGAAUAAUUUGUGGCAGCGGAUUGAAGGUGAUCACUUGGGCAUUGUUGUGUUUGGACCAUUUAGACUAGUUAUGAAACGAUUAUUUCUUAUUGGUUUGGAUAAAUAUGGGAAAGGUGAUUGGCGAAGUAUCUCCCGAAAUUAUGUGGUGACAAGAACACCUACACAAGUGGCAAGCCAUGCACAGAAGUACUUCAUUCGUUUGAACUCUAUGAACAAAGACCGGAGGCGAUCAAGCAUUCAUGACAUCACAAGCGUCAAUAAUGGAGAUGUUUCAGUGCCCCAAGGACCCAUUACCGGUCAAACAAAUUGUUCUGCCACAGGGACAUCUGGCAAAUCAAACAAACCACCUUCACAAACCCCAGCUGCACCUUCAGGAGUUGGCGUGUAUGGAGCACCAACUAUAGGGCAACCAAUAGGACCCCUUGUUUCAGCGGUUGGCACGCCAGUGAAUCUUCCUCCGGGACACAUGGCAUAUGGUGUCAGAGCUCCGGUUCCGGGACAGGUGGUUCCUGGCGCCCCAAUGAACAUGGGUCCCAUGACGUAUCCGAUGCCACACACAUCUGCUCAUAGGUAAUUUGCUUUUCUACUAGCAAAAUGUACAAAGGGACAGAGAGGAGUGUAAAGCUCAAGCUCAGUUGGUGUUAUUGGGUUCUUCUGCACUUGAGCUGGAAUAAUAUUUGCUUAUUUGCAGACAUAAAUUUGUCUAAUGAGUUGUCAUUUUUCAUUUCCAUUUCUCUCGAUCGGUGGUCACAUUUGAAUAAGUCUCUGUGUAGCUGCUGUGGAUAAUGUGGCAGCAUUUAGGGGUAAACAACUAGCAUUAUAGUUUAUAUUAAUUAGUUCAAUUAGGCAUUUUCAUUGCAAUCACUAGACAAAGUAGAGGUGCUCUCGUUGCUAAAGCGAAGCAGCAGUAGUUCUUUCAUGGCCAAAAUUGUAAAGGACUGUUGAUCUUCUCUAGUUUUUAUUUUAUCGGUAUGUUAUUUUUGUUUUAAGUAGUGAAUAAUAUGAGCAUGAACAAGGUUCCGUAUGAAUUUGUUUUGAUAA